Molecule: messenger RNA, 760 nt
Organism: Cladocopium goreaui
Lineage: Eukaryota; Dinophyceae; Suessiales; Symbiodiniaceae
Source: the annotation of a GenBank genome assembly
AGGAAUGGCCAGCUAUCUGAUCCUGCUGGUGGGGGAGAUCACCGACCUGAUGUGGGCCCCCAUCGCCGGCUUUUUGCUUCAGUAUCUUUUUGGAAGCUUACUCGUGAGCUCUCUGGGCACUUUAGAAGAGUUUCUGCCCUUCACCGACAUUUUGCCGACUGCCACACUUGCAUGGGCGAUCUGCCACUUGGAAUGCUUGUCUUUUCUGCGGCUCUUGCUGGGUGUACAGCGCCAUAGCCCAGCGGUGGUGGAGGAUAAGGCACCUGCCAUGCGCGUCCCGUCUCGGCGUCCUUCGAAGUCUUGGGAUGGCAGGUUCAUGGCAGACUCCCUUGUACAGAGCCGCUGGAACGACUGGUUUUCAAUGACCAACCAGUUCAAGACCUUCCCCAGCCACAUGCAGACGCGCCAGUACAACAUCCAGAAGGUGGUGAACUGGUUCCGCAACCGGCGCUAUGCAUUGGAAGUAGAGAGCAAGCAGCGCAGCACCAAGAACCGAAACCAUGCGGAGGUGCUGAAGCGUUUCCGCCUGUCCCGCUUUGGUUGGCAACGCCGGCGCUCGCGACUGCGCGACGGGAAACGUCGCCGCCGCAGUUGGCUGGACAAGAAGAACUCAAAGAAGAUCGAUUAUGUCCACCGUGUGGAUAUGCUGAAGAUGAUUCGCAGUGCCACGUAUUUCAAGCUUCGCAUCCGUGACUUUCCGAAGGAUCCCAACCCCAACGUCCGCGAGACGCGCGGCAUCGUGGGCAGCCACUUUGGCUAA